ACACCAAAUUCACCAUGAUUGAAGACAAUAAGGAAAAUAAAGACCAUUCCUUAGAAAGAGGGAGAGCAACCCUCAUUUUUUCCUUGAAGAAUGAAGUUGGUGGACUCAUAAAAGCCCUGAAAAUUUUCCAGGAGAAGCAUGUGAACCUGUUACAUAUCGAGUCUCGGAAAUCAAAGAGAAGAAACUCAGAAUUUGAGAUUUUUGUGGACUGUGAUAUCAACAGAGAACAGUUGAAUGACAUUUUUCAUCUGUUGAAGUCCCAUACUAACGUUCUCUCUGUGAAUCCACCAGAUAAUUUUACUGUGAAGGAAGAUGGUAUGGAAACUGUUCCUUGGUUUCCAAAGAAGGUUUCUGACCUGGACCAUUGUGCCAACAGAGUUCUGAUGUAUGGAUCUGAACUGGAUGCCGAUCAUCCUGGCUUCAAAGACAAUGUUUACCGUAAAAGACGGAAAUAUUUUGCAGACUUGGCUAUGAACUAUAAACAUGGAGACCCCAUUCCCAAAGUUGAAUUCACUGAAGAGGAGAUUAAGACCUGGGGAACUGUGUUCCGAGAGCUCAACAAACUUUACCCAACCCAUGCCUGCAGAGAGUAUCUCAAAAACUUACCUUUGCUUUCUAAAUAUUGUGGAUACCGGGAAGAUAAUAUCCCCCAAUUGGAAGAUGUCUCAAACUUUUUAAAAGAGCGCACUGGUUUUUCCAUCCGUCCCGUGGCUGGUUACCUGUCACCAAGAGAUUUCUUAUCAGGUUUAGCCUUCCGGGUUUUCCACUGCACACAGUACGUGAGACACAGUUCUGACCCUCUCUAUACCCCAGAGCCAGAUACUUGCCAUGAGCUCUUAGGUCAUGUCCCCCUUUUGGCUGAACCUAGUUUUGCUCAGUUCUCCCAAGAAAUUGGCCUGGCUUCCCUUGGAGCUUCAGAGGAGUCUGUUCAAAAACUCGCAACGUGCUACUUUUUCACUGUGGAGUUUGGUCUCUGUAAGCAAGACGGGCAGCUGCGAGUCUUUGGUGCGGGGUUACUUUCUUCUAUCAGUGAACUUAAGCAUUCACUUUCUGGACAUGCUAAAGUAAAGCCCUUUGAUCCCAAGAUUACCUGCAAACAGGAGUGUCUCAUCACAACUUUUCAGGAUGUCUACUUUGUAUCUGAAAGCUUUGAAGAUGCAAAGGAGAAGAUGAGAGAAUUUACCAAAACAAUUAAGCGUCCAUUUGGAGUGAAGUACAAUCCAUACACACGGAGUGUUCAGAUCUUGAAAGACACCAAGAGCAUAACCAGCGCCAUGAACGAGCUGCAGCAUGAUCUUGAUGUCGUCAGUGAUGCCCUUGCGAAGGUCAGCAGACAGCCGAUCAGCUGAUCCUGAGAAGGUCUGAGCACCAAUUCUGAGGCCUGUGGGCCAGCUCCUGCUUUUCUUGAAGACCUGCUUGUGGAGGGACAGCAGCCAAACGAUAUUCUCCACUCCUAUUCCUUAAUCAGUUCUUUGAAAAUUCGCCCCUGAAUACUCUAUUCCACUACCUAUUAUGGUUGGAGGGUAACAGCUUUAGUGAAAUAUGAUUCGUAUACGUUAUAAUUCACUGACCCCUUGUUUUUUUAUAGAGAAUUUUUUUCACCCCAGAGAGAUCUCAUACCAGUUUGAUUCUCUUUUCCCUAAUCCUUCUUGAAUAAAAUGACCUUUACGAUCACUUAAAAUACCUGGAAGGGUAUUAUGGACCUGACCCAUACUGCUACCUAAGAUCCUCUUACUUCCAAAGUAUCUUACUUAUCUUUGGCUUUGUGCCAACCUUGAUCACAUUCACAGCCCUAAAUUUAAUAGGAGACCAGCUUUUUCCACUUCUAGUGUGGGCAGGAGUAUAGAGGUCUUUGUAUGUGAAGCCUACCUUGUAAAGAGGAAGUAGUCUAGUUUCCAUGUGUGGUAUCUUGUAGGGAAGUGUGAGUAGCUAAAUCUGGAAAGGUUGGUUGGGGUAUAAUCAUCAAGCCCAGGCUAAUAAUUUGGGACUUUAUUUGGUAGGGAACUAGGGAGUCCCUUCCCAAGUGACCAUCCUCCUUGAGUGAGACCCUUUGCUUUCUAAGGCACUGCAUGAUGCUGGUUUUGUUUUAGAUGAUCUCUUAUACUCAUGGGGCCAAGGGGAACUUCGGGGUACCAUACAAGGCCCUAUACUUACACAUGCAGAGUAUUGUGAUGGGAUUUGUCCUCAGGUUAGCAGGAGAUGUCAUUGUCAAAUGGAGAGUUCAAACUGAGACAGAUGAAAGAAACGCAAAGUUAAGGUUGGGAAAGCAACACUGAGCACUUCAUUUCCAAGGUAUAGGUGAGGUCAUAAAUAUGGAGGCAAGGUAUAGGGGGUAGAGGGUGGGGAAAUGGGUGAGGAAAUGGGACAUAAGAAAAGUGAAGAAGACCAUUUUAGGUCUGACACCCAAAAUGUAAGGGUGGCAAGGACUGGUUUGUAUGUGCUGUUAGGUAUGUAGGACAGGGAAUGGGCCUGUUAGAAGAGGAUGAAGCUGGACUUGUGAAUAUGUGCUGUGUCUUUUCCAUUUGCCCCUUUUCUCCUCCCCACCUUUCCCUCCGGUUUCUGUCUUUGGCCCUCUUCUCUCUCUGCCAUCUCUUUAUGAGAAAUGGCAUCCACAUCUCUGACUUCAAUUCUUUUUUUUUUUUUUUUUCUUUAAGAUCUAUUUAUUUAUUUUAGAAGGUGGCAAGGGACAGAGGGAGAGAGAGUCCUAAGCAGACUCUGCACUGAGUGUGGAGCCUGAUAUAGGACUUGAUCUCACAACCCUGAGAUCAGGACCUGAUCCAAAACCAAGAGUUGGAUGCUCAACCUGCACCACCCAAGUUCCCCCAUGACUUCAAUUCUUGUUUUCUGUGACUUCCAUAUUUGCAUUUCUAACCUUGACAUCUUUCUUGAAUUUUUGCAUCUUAAGUCCAGCUGCCUGCUGGAUAUUUUCCAUCUAGAUAUACUAUAAAUCAGGCCAAUGUUGUACAACUUCUUAUAGUACCAUUUACAUAGAAUGAAAUGGGUUAGUACAACAUGGUAGCCCUGACAAGUAUCUCAAACUCAAAAGGUUAAAAAAAUCCACAAAGAAAAACCUUAGAAUCAUCUGAAUAUGACACCCCAUCAGCUUCCUCUCCCAGUGAUGUAAUUUCUGUUAAUAAUAUAUUAAGGGUCAUAUUUUCCACCAAGAUUUCAUUCUUAAUCAGCUACUUAAAAAACUGUGUCUUUACUCUCCCCCCAUGAAUAGUCAAAUUGUAUAGCAUUUAACAUAUUUUAUUUCAACAGAGCUCUAGAUCUUUUAAUCAUUUUUAGACCUCAAAUUAUAAAAAACUUUAUCAUACAAUGAAAUAGAAUUGGGAAGAGUAAUUCAUGCUAUUUCAGAUUUAUACAUAUAAUUUUAUUUAAGUAUAACUAUUAAUACACCUUUGAUAGCAAUUGAUCUAAGUUAGCUAAUCUAAAAUCAUUUGAAAUACUGAUCCGCUAGUUUUUUAGUUGGUGUAUCUGGUUGCAAAGAAAUCUAUUGUAAGAAAACCAUGAUAGAUAACAGUUAACAGCAAUUUAUAGAUACUAUAUCUGGUUAUUUUCAUACAACUUUGAUCAUAGAUAUUGAAUUUUAAAAUUAUGGUGUUUAAAACCACUCUAUAACUAAAGCACACUAAAAUGAAUGUUAAAGCACAAUCAUUAUUAUUCAUAACUUCAGGAUAAUGGAAAUAUUUAAUGAUUGAUUUCAGUUCUUCUAACCUCUGGAUAUGUGAUAAUUGGUAAAUCAGGAGUCCUGAGAGUUUUCAUGCGUUUUAAAAAUAUAUCUUCAAAGCACCUAAGAAUAUAUUAAUAUUUACUCCAAUAUGAGAACAGAAUUGAGCCAAAAGUUUGGUUUAUA
Messenger RNA from Mustela lutreola (European mink), 3856 nucleotides. RefSeq names its product tryptophan hydroxylase 1 (gene TPH1). The coding region runs from base 15 to 1349 and encodes 444 amino acids. The record is from RefSeq and is a predicted model, not a curated record. Gene Ontology annotation, cellular component: neuron projection. The transcript has 10 exons. Gene Ontology annotation, biological process: aromatic amino acid metabolic process; serotonin biosynthetic process. Gene Ontology annotation, molecular function: tryptophan 5-monooxygenase activity; iron ion binding. NCBI's taxonomy places the organism in Eukaryota, Metazoa, Chordata, Mammalia, Carnivora, Mustelidae.